Molecule: messenger RNA, 2130 nt
Organism: Akanthomyces muscarius
Lineage: Eukaryota; Fungi; Ascomycota; Sordariomycetes; Hypocreales; Cordycipitaceae
Exons: 7
Coding region: 1-2130 (709 amino acids)
Source: RefSeq, a predicted model, not a curated record
AUGUCCCUCGAAGCGCUCUUGCGCCACUCAAUCAGCUACAGCCCUUCAUACAACAUGGCUCACCAAGGCGAACUGUCUGCGAGUACAGACUCUCCUCUGUCUCCCUUCCAGCCGCGAUCAUCACCCCAGUCGGCUACGGGCUCUGGUUCUCUGCGGCCUAGCUCUGCCAACAGGAUAUCCUCCAACCCAAACCAGUUGCUAAGCCCCAGCGACUUGGUAGGACCCUCGCCCGUGACCUCAAAUGGGACGGAAACUACCGAAAUCGAAGAUGAAGCCGCAGAUGAUUUGCUGAGUCCCCAAGACGGAGACCCCACGCAACACCAUGAAGCUUUGACUCUUGCCACAACUCUUCCUGAUAGUAUCCGGCAGAAGGGUCCCGAGGAGUCAAAUUCCGUAAUUCAUGCACCGGAGAGCUUUCGUAGCUGGACCUCCAACGAGUCUACUGCUCGCCAAAGUCAACCAAGCGAAAAAUCAUCACCUGAAAUGGACGACGCGAGCCUGCCUUCCAGUCCUCCCCACGCUUACCAAGACUUGCCUCCUGUAAUGACCGACGUCAAGCCUGUGAGGUAUAACCUGGACAGUUCCACUCCGCAGGCCCAAGAUCUCCAAGACAUGUUGGCAGAAAGCAACCGUCUACGUUCGAGCAGUACAAGCAGUCUUGAAAAAAUCGAGGAGCAGACAGAAGCCGAAGGCGACGAUGAUGAUCUUUAUUCCGACGGAGAGGGGCUUUUCGGCAGGGCGCAGCUUCGAGGACAACACAACGAGAUCGAGCGACUGAAGCUCUUGUUCAACACAGCAUGGACCUGCUGUCUCGAGUUCGGCAGUUACAACACACGACGCAGGAAGCGAGAUUUGAACACCUCUUCAAUCUCAGAUACCCACGUUUAUGCGUGGCAGACGUGCUGGAAGCUCUGCGAGCGACUUUACAAUGACGAAACCAGCGAUAAAGACUCCCUCAAUAUCCGUGACGGCCUAGGUUUGUGCCGAAAGUUUUGCCAAGCGUUAUUCGAGCUGCGUCCAAGGAAGGACGAGAUGUUUGACUCAAUGCUGCGUGUCACUUUUGAAUUGAACAACCAUCUUUACAGUGGGCAGGACAACCAAAACCUCCCCGAACAGUUCAGAGAACGCACACUGGACUUUUACGUCACCAUCUGCCACCGACUGAUGAAGCAAAGAAGUGUUUUGCAGGAUAACUCUGACAGGAUUCUGAAAGCAUGCUGGGCCUUGACAGAAGUCCUUUUUAGUAUCCGCCAAAAUCGACGCGACGGAAACCCUCCAGACGAGAAUCUCUUUGUUGCCGCCAUCGAAGCUACUUACAACCUCAACGACUUGUUCCGCGAAGGGCUCAGUGCGUCCAGAUCAGAGCGAAGCACGCCUCGGCCCAGCCAGACAAGCUUCUCGUAUCAUUCUCCGGAACAGACAGGCAGGGAAAGCCGUUCCUCCAACCAUUCCUCGCGCUCCAAGAGAGACGGUAGCAGCAGCAAGGCUUCCUAUCAAGAGGAGCGACCUAGAAAGCCCCCGCAAGUACCGGAGACCCCAGUUACCGAAUUUGAAGACACGCCCAUCUCUCCGGAAAGCCGAUCUCCUCAGAUGCCGAACAUCAUGGUUCUCGGGCCCAGCAGCGAUGGCGGCCGCGGUAGCCGCUGGCCCAGCAGCGCCUCCAACCUGUCCAGCUACUCGCACAACAGCAACCGAACCUCGAGCACCGCCACCACUACGACGGCCACCGAAGAUCUCAACACCACGCGGGCCAAGAUUCUCGUUCUGCGAGCCGCUGUUCAGCUUGGCUUCAAUAAGGAGGCUAUUGUAGAUAUCAAGACGGGCGCCACGGCACUGCAAAAGUUUGUCUCCGAACUGCAGCCGGGUGCAUUUGGCACGCUGGCCACGCAUGCCACUCUGCUGCAGCAGUACAAGGAAUCGAUCCUCACCGACGGUUUCAUUCCGCGUAGUAGCUUUGUACUUUCCUCGCGCAUGAAGAGAGUGUCGGUGCAGGAUCUGGCCAAGUCUGUGCAGGUCAUGAUUAGUGCGUCCCAGUCGCGAUAUGGCUACCUGCGGGAGCUGUUCAAAUUUGUGUGCAGCUUCCCGCUCGAAGAGGCAGACUCCCGGCGCAAUCUCAUGAUACAAGUCUGA